CAUCUCUAGCGUUUUUAGCGUUCCUCUAUUUUUUGCAAAUUGCAACAAAUUGUUAAAAUUUUCUGCUGAAAUAUGAAAAUGGAUGUGGAUAAAAAUGCCAGCGAUGCUGUUGUUGAGCUAACCGAAGCUGAAAAUGAGCUAUACGACAGACAGAUUCGAUUGUGGGGACUGGAAUCACAGAAGCGAUUGCGCACAGCCAAUAUAUUAAUUUCUGGACUAAAUGGUCUGGGUGCGGAAAUAACCAAGAAUAUCAUUUUAUCUGGCGUGAAUCUGGUAAAACUGCACGAUGAUAAAUUGGUCAGUGAACAGGAUUUCUGUUCACAAUUUUUAGCGGCACGCGAAUCGUUGGGCAUUAAUCGGGCAGAGGCAUCGUUAUCGCGUGCUCGUGCUUUGAAUCCCAUGGUGAAUAUAUCCGCCGACACUCAACCACUGAAGGAGAAAAGCGCCGACUUCUUUGGCCAAUUCGAUGUGGUCGUCAUCAAUGGCGAAAGCAAUGAGGAAUUACUGAGAAUUGAUAAUAUUUGUCGAGAACUCGGCGUUCGAUUCUUUGCAGCCGAUGUGUGGGGAAUGUUUGGUUUCCACUUUGCCAGUCUACAGAAGCAUUCGUUUGUGGAGAACGUCAUUAAGUACAAGGUGGUUUCCAAGCCAAAUGAGAAGGUGAAAUGUGAGACUGUCUCCACGCCAGUACAACGUGAAGUCGACUAUCCGGCGUACUCCACUUGGCUGGACUUUGACAUCAAUGCAUCCGAUUAUCAGCGCAAAUUGAAGCGUGACGGACCCGGAAUUAUUCUGCUGCGUGUUCUUCAAAACUUUCGCAGCACAUAUAAACGUGAUCCCAGCUACAAGACCAGAGAAUCGGAUAUUGCACUGCUGGAGAAGAUUCGUGAUGAGCUGGUGCCGAAUUCCACUUUGCACAGUGAUGCACUUGGUCUACUCUUUGCUCAGAUUUCGCCAGCUGUUGCUGUCGUUGGUGGCGUUGUGGCACAGGAGAUCAUCAAGGUGGUGACCAAAAUGGAGGCUCCUCAUCGAAAUUUGUUCAUAUUUAAUCCCGAAACCUGCAUGGGUUAUGUGGAGUCCAUUGGUGUCAACUGAAAACUCGAAUUAAAUACAUAUAAAUACAGUAAUAUUCCAUGAAUCAAAUGCAAAAAAAA
Molecule: messenger RNA, 1151 nt
Organism: Drosophila innubila
Lineage: Eukaryota; Metazoa; Arthropoda; Insecta; Diptera; Drosophilidae
Gene: Aos1
Product: SUMO-activating enzyme subunit 1
Exons: 3
Coding region: 73-1092 (339 amino acids)
Biological process (GO): protein sumoylation
Cellular component (GO): cytoplasm; SUMO activating enzyme complex
Molecular function (GO): SUMO activating enzyme activity
Source: RefSeq, a predicted model, not a curated record